This is a messenger RNA of Cantharellus anzutake, 948 nucleotides long. Its product is annotated as PUA-like domain-containing protein. Bases 1 to 948 code for a protein of 315 amino acids. The record is from RefSeq and is a predicted model, not a curated record. The transcript is spliced from 6 exons. NCBI's taxonomy places the organism in Eukaryota, Fungi, Basidiomycota, Agaricomycetes, Cantharellales, Hydnaceae.
AUGAGGGAGGAACUCGUCAAAGCUCUUGUGAGCGAGCUGACGUGUGAGAUCUGCUAUUCAUUGUUUUUCGAUCCAGUUACGACACCCUGUCAACACACUUUUUGCUCCAAAUGUCUCUUGCGUGCGCUGGACCACAGUGGAUUGUGCCCUCUUUGUCGGGAUGAGCUUCCUGGAUAUGCGUUCCAUCAUAACCACCCCAGCAAUACGAUUCUUGAUAAUCUCAUUAUGACGCUGCUUCCGGAACAGUACGAACAACGCAAACAAGCCUAUUUAGCCGAUGAAUCCCUCGCGUUAGGCACCAAUGGAGUCUCAGUCCCUAUAUUCCCCUGUGCUCUCGCAUUUCCCGGCAUGCCCAUAUCUCUCAAUAUCUUCGAACCGCGAUACCGUCUUAUGAUUCGCCGCUGUCUUGAGAACGGGACGCAUUCGUUUGGCAUGACUAUGCUUCCUAAUCCGAAUACGGGUGAGGAAGUUAUGUAUGGGACGAUGUUGGAGAUGAAGAGCGUUAGGAUGCUACCGGAUGGGAGGAGUGCCAUCGAGACAGUUGGCUCGUAUCGGUUUAAGAUCAAGGAGAGGGCCUGGAUGGAUGGGUAUAUCAUCGCUCGUAUUGAACGGGUCGAUGAUUACACCCCGGAGAUGGAAGCGAUGAUCGACAGAAUGCCCAUGUCUUCUGAAGAACUUGUGGCUGUUUGUCAUGCGUUCAUCGAAAGGAUGAAGAAACGUGUUGCGCCGUGGGUGAUUCAGAGGAUGAAUGAGACCUACGGACCAGUACCAGACGAUCCAGCGAAGUUGAGUUUUUGGAUGGCUUUGGUUCUCCCGGUCGACGAUUACGAUAAGGUCAAACUUCUUCCAUUAAGGUCUCCUCGUCUCCGGCUUCGGCUGAUCGUGCAUUGGAUCGAAGCAAUGGAAUCACAACAUUGGUGGUCUAAUAGUGGGUGCGUCAUCAUGUAA